UCUCCUUCUUAAUGCAAUCUCACUCUCUCUGCUGCCUGGAGUGGAGAAGACAGGAUAGCAGUGGGAUCUUUAGGAGAGAGGGAGAGAGAGAUAUAGAUAGAGGGGCACUAGGCUUAGCUGAGCUGAGAACACUUGACCCAGUUGCAGAUGGAGUAGAGAUGGAAAACAGAGGCCUGCUGCGUUAAGACAGGCAGACGGACAGACGGCAGGACGGAGACCCGGGCGGCGGCUGCGAUUGGCGGCUCGACGGCAGGCUGGUGGAAGAUGUCGUCGGGGGCCGGCCGGCGGGCGUGCGAAGCAGAGGAGGGCCCAGUGGGCAUCCCCUUUCCUGAGCACAGCGCUGACCUGCUGGAAGGCUUGAACCGGCAGCGGCUCAGCGGCCUGCUGUGUGAUGUGCUACUGGUGGUACAGGAGCGUGAGUUCCCAGCCCACCGCUCGGUUCUAGCCUCCUGCAGCUCCUACUUCCACAAACUCUUUACCUCAGGCCUGGCUGCUGAGCGCCAGAGUGUUUACGCACUGGACUUUGUGCGUGCUGAGGCGCUUGCUGCACUGCUGGAUUUCGCCUAUACAGCCACACUCACCGUAAGCCGUAGCAGUGUAGCCGACAUCCUGAGUGCCGCCCGUCUGCUUGAGAUCUCACCUGUCCAAGACGUCUGCACACACCUGCUCGACACCAAAGUGCUCUCCCUUCCGACGGUCAGUGAGCGAAUAGAGGACGAGCUGGAAGAGGAUGGCGCGUGUGGGCGGAGCAGCCGAGAACAGGGCAACCGGCUACGCGCUCGCGAGUACCUGGAAUUCUUCCAGCGGGGGGCGCACUGGAGCAGCAGCUGCAGUACGCCAGAGCUCAGGGACAUGCCCGCACACCUGCACUUUAGCCAUCGCAACGGCGCUGACAGCAAUGGCACGCCGUCUAACUACUUCCCUCCCCCAGGCGCAGGGCUGGCAAUGCACCCUCCACCAGACCCGGAGGAUGACCCAGAUGAGCAGCAGGACACCAAGGACGUGCUGAUCUGGACUCGAGGGAAUGGCACUGAAGCACUCUCACAGUUCUAUGCCCCAUCAUCACAGAAUGGACACUUCUACCUCCAUCAAUCCGAGCCCAAGGCAGAGCGGGAAGCAGAGGCGGAGCGCGAGGUGGAGCGAGGGCCUGCCAGCGCUCUCCUGCAGCAGAUGAUGGACUCUAUAGAGCGGCAGAAGGAGAGGCCAGCUGGGGCUGAAAACGAAGGAGCUGACGGAGAUGAGCCUGACGUGGAGUUUUACUUGAAGUACUUUAACAGUGUGCAGCGUGAAGAGGCAACCCUUCCACUCUGGGCCUCGGUGCGAGGUGGAGAAGGUAGAGGCGCUGGAGGCCAACCUAACACAGGGAAUGCCGGCGGUGAGAGAAAAAUGCGCUCCAAGGCCUUCCAGAAGUGCCCUAUUUGCUCCAAGGUCAUCCAGGGUGCUGGCAAGCUACCCCGCCACAUCCGCACGCACACUGGAGAGAAGCCCUACGAGUGUGCCAUCUGCAAAGUGCGCUUCACCAGACAGGACAAACUCAAGGUUCACAUGCGCAAGCAUACAGGAGAGAAGCCUUACCUGUGCACACAGUGUGGUGCCGCCUUUGCUCACAACUAUGACCUGAAGAAUCACAUGCGUGUACACACCGGCUUACGCCCCUAUCAGUGCUCCAGCUGCUUUAAGACCUUUGUGCGCUCGGAUCAUCUCCACCGCCACUUGAAGAAGGAUGGCUGCAAUGGCAUCCCAUCUCGCCGUGGACGCAAGCCUCGCGUACGAGAACCAGAUGCACUUGAAGCCCCUCUGGAGCCGACCGGCACAGGGCCGAGAUCCACCAGGGGCCAACUGCAUCCAGAGGAUGAGGAGGAUGAGGAGGAGGAGGGUAUCGGUGUGGUUGUUAUGGAAGAAGUUCCAGAGAGCCGCACACACAGCCCACUGGCUGACAGAGAGGCUAGAGGAGAUGCAACUGCAAGGCAAAGAGACGCCACAACACCAUAAAUUACACACUGCUGGUGCUGGUGUUGCACAGAAAUCAGAGAAAAAAAAAAGAAAAUCAAUUGAGAGAAAAAAAAAAGCUACAACUCCAUGCUUCUUUUUAAAAACCAAAUCAGGGUGUCCCAAAAAUCUAAUCUUAAUUUACAUCUUUCUUUCUGUUUUCCCCCCCCCCCUUUAACAUUCAGCAUUGAGACCUGAAACUACAGUUACUGGCCUGUUGAAAGAGCGAAGAGCACUUGACAUCACUCACCUGUGCUGUCUCUGUCUUUCUGGGUGUUUAUUUUUGAUUUUGUGUUCUUAAAUUAACUUAAUCGCUUGUCCAUAUGCAUACGAGACAAUGGAGCUACUAUGCAGUUAAAACAGGUUCCUCAUCUCUGGAUUGUGUCCACAGGGCUUUGUCUUAAACAAGUAAGGUGUCAAACACCUGGCUGACCAUGGCUGCUAAUGCAACAGGUAAACAAAGAAUGAUCCAAGAUGUGGGAGAAGCAACAAAUGAAUCUUUUUUUUUUCUAAUGCAGUGAAAAAUAUGUACAUAUACCAUAAAGAAAAGGUUCUAUUGUCUCAGAUCAAUAUGGCAAUAUUAUGCAAUUCUGAUGCAGCACCUUCUUUAUAAAUGUUCCAGAAAGAAUCAGACAGGGGUUUGAUUUUAAGUGUUACUUUCUCUAUAAAAAAUAAUACAUGGUUAUAUCUUUUUAAAAGGUUAACAGUUUAAGUGAAAUCAUAUUAGGCCAUGGGAGGAAGAGAUGGUAUGAGGUUCUGUGUUUCUGAAGCACUACCGUCAUCAGUUUGCCACUGAGCAAAACAAUGUUGAAUCUUUUACCUCUCACACGCCUGUUUUUCCUCCUUUUAGAAUUCUUGGGUUAUUUUUUUUCUCGUCUUAUUUUUGUCAUUGUUGAUGUUUUAAUUUGAAUUGGCUGUUUUGGGUACUUGACACUUUACAUUGUAUACAUGUGUGUAUAUAUUAGGUGAUAAUGAUAUUGGUCCCUUUAUAAAAGGUUUAUUACAGAUUGUUAGGGUUAUAUCUUCCUUCAGCUUCACUCUAGGCUCCUCCCUGAGUGAAGCUUACAAAGGGUGAAAGGCUGUUUGAAUGUAUGAGAACAUUUAAUUGAGGAACCCAAUUUGUCCUAAACUCAGCACUUGACGGAAUCGGCAAAUUCCCUCCCAAAGCAUGAACCAUGAUCUGUGUGUGUGUGUGUGUGUGUGUGUGAGUGAGAGAGCGAGAGAUGUUGAAUGAUUCUGCCAAGGUCUGCCAGCUCAGUGAGAGAGAGAGGGUGCUGUUUUACAGACAGCCGGUGCACAAAGGCUGAGAAUGUUUUCUCUUUUCAUGCAUGGGAAGGAAGGAAAGAGAGAUGAGCACCUUUUAUGCAUUUGCACAGCUUUACUAAAGAUUUAAUUCCAGUGGAGAAAGAAAGAGAGAGAUUUCUACUUAAGAGAGAAGGGAAGUUAGAAGUACGUGUUCCAACAUUCUGCCCAAGGGACCACCGGGGUGAUGAGAUGAGCAAUAAGUACUUGUUUGGGUUGGGAGGCCAUAUCGGGGGAGAAGGGGGUCGACAUUCCAUUAAUUUUGUGAGUGUUGAUCUCUGGAAGGGUGCAACACUGUCCUUUGGACACAUCCUAAGCCACGUGACUCAAUCCCCGGGGCUGGGAGCGUCAGCAUGUCAGGUUUGUGGGCACGUCCAAACAUGCUUCACUCCAAAAUCUGGCAUUGUGACUGCAGUUAUGGUCGCCUACGUUUUUAUAAGAGAGAGGGGCUAUCGUAGCUGAAUCUUAUUAAUUCCAAAAGUGCUUGAUGGACUUUACAGACCUCACAUAGAUUUGCCUCAUUUGGAGAAUACAAAGGAAAAUCUUGGUGUAAUUGCUGGUGGCAGUGACUAGAAAUUAAAGUUUUUAAUACCGUUUACGAGGCAGAUAUCAUCACCGACUUUGCCAUUGCUGCAGCUGCAGUGCUGUGCCCAAUGUUUCAGUCCUUUGCACCUUAACAGGAGCAGCAGGUUUUGAUUGCACUUUGUUACUGAGAAGGGCACUUUUUUGUCAUAAUAAACGGGUACUUUGAAACAAAAGAGAGAAUGUGCUAAAAAAAAAGAAGAAAAAAAAAAAAGACACCCAUCUAUGUCACGAUGCUUAAGCUUGGUUCUUUGUUGUGGUUAUAGUUUUUUGACGACUGGCUGCCAAAAUACAAUCUAUACAGUUACACGUUGCAGGGUUAUCAUGCUGAGUUUCCGAAAUGGUGUGCAACCUUGAUUAGAAAACAAGCAGACUUUUAAAAAGACACCCUUAAAAAGAAGAUAUUGCCCUUAUAUCUGAUUGCACUUGAAAUUUUCAUUUGAUGUAUACAAUUUUCUUUAUGUCUUAAUGCAAAAUGGGGUCAUUGAGGGGUGGCUACAUGCUUCUGUGUGUGUGUGUGUGACAGAAUGCGUGUUUGGGUGCCUGCGUGUCUGCAGGGGUCUUCCAGUAAUUCUUAAUACGUAUAUUCCGUUUAGACAGUUGACAGUUCAUUACUCUGGUUUAUAUCAUUAUGUGCAUAGAACAGACUGCCUGUUAUACUCUAACUCCAAUUUUCACUCAAUGACAACCUGUGUAGGGGUUGUAAUAAAAGGGAUGUGUUUGGUUAAGGUUGCUAUUGCAAGGCCACACCCUAAGCAGUGCUCACUGCAGAGUGAGCUUAGUUUGUCCUGACCCACAUUAUGUGACCAGCCUGUCCAGAAAUUCCAAGGCUUUUUUGUUUUUCUUUAAUGCACUUUGGGUUGAUUAUUGGGAACACAGCUUCUAGCUGUCCAUAAACCUAAACCCUACACUAAAACCUUCUGUGACUCAACUUGCAGCUGGUCAAUCCAUAGAGCAGAGUGAAGUUGCGUGUGAUGAAAAUUAUCCACAGUCCAAAACCAGGAUCCCUUAUUACUUAAGCAAGUCAAGUAGAAAUCAUUGAGAAAAGGAAAUGUACUUGAGUUCUUUCUUUCACUAUUACUGUCCUUUUUUUGUGAUCUUUUGCUGCCUGUUUACUAGAUGAAAUCAGUCUUUUCUUUUUGCAAGGGUUGUUCCUACGAUUACUUUUAAGUUAAUGGCUCUUGUAUGAUUUGACGUGUGUAUAGGGGAGGGAUGGGGUUUGAACUUAUAUAGUGGAGAUGGAUGAUUGUUUUUGGUGGCUCAGUUGGGGGUAAUAUGUAGCCUGAUAGCACUGGAUAUGGUGCUUUAGCUGAAACAGCAAGAAUUUUUUGCACUAAAAGUCCUUAAAUAAGAAGGACAGGUUAACUGGGCAAGGCCUUUGAGUUUCCAUGAACACAGAGCCUAAUUUACGCCUGCGUCACCUCCCUUUUUUUUCUUUACCUCCCUUAUUAUUAUUAUUAUUAUUAUUAUUAAUCAUUAUAAAUCCAAAGUAGGUAAAGGCCUGGAUUACUUGAAAAAUUUAAACUCAUAUCUGAAUAAGCUUGCUGUCUCUUUCUUACUUAAUCUAAUGAUUGCAUCAGAUCAAAUUUCCAAAUAACGCCAACAUUAUUGAGCAACAUAACUUGUUUAAAAAGUAAUGUGGUUAAAAAAAAAUCCAAAGCACAUUACAUGUCAGCGAAACCACAACACAAGACACAUGAUGGUAAAGCAUUCAGGAAAUUGUCUGUAAACACAAACUGUUAACUGGAUAAAACGCUAAAUACCUGAUUUCACAUCUGUCUGACUAAGUAUUGACAUAUCUGUAGGUUCAUAGCAGCUCACUGGCCUUGUCUGGGGCUUACAAAUUGUAUAAAUGGGUCCACAAGGAGUCUGAGGGAGGCUGUGUAUAAACCUGACUAAGUGGAGAGGGAACUGGGUAAGAAUGUGCCUUAUCAUUUUAAGAUAUCAGGACCAUUCUUGUUCAUUCCCAUAAACAACCACACCAGAACGUGUGAAGCUGUUCAUAUGAGGCAAUGCUAUGGUAGGUUUUGUGAAAAGUAAGGUUGGGCACUAUGACGGUAUAACAUGAAUAUUGUGAUCAGUUGCAUCAUAUAAAAGUACAUACACUUAAAAGAUAUAUUUUUUUCUUCGUUAAAUUAUUAGUUGUCUAGAUAUUAAAUAAAACCAUUAUUUGAAGCCAUGUUUUUAAAAAUGGCAUUACUGUUUUGCUGGCACUUUGUUACCAAGACUAAAUAUCACAAUAUGUAAAUAAAGUAUUGUGAUAUAUUUUUGUCAUUUCGCCCAGUCCUAGCAAAAAGCUCCAGUC
Ictalurus furcatus (blue catfish) is the source of this 6178-nucleotide messenger RNA. It is a transcript of the gene zbtb7a, whose product is annotated as zinc finger and BTB domain containing 7a. The record is from RefSeq and is a predicted model, not a curated record. The coding region runs from base 265 to 1992 and encodes 575 amino acids. Lineage: Eukaryota; Metazoa; Chordata; Actinopteri; Siluriformes; Ictaluridae. Gene Ontology annotation, molecular function: RNA polymerase II cis-regulatory region sequence-specific DNA binding; DNA-binding transcription factor activity, RNA polymerase II-specific; protein binding. Gene Ontology annotation, biological process: regulation of transcription by RNA polymerase II. The transcript is spliced from 4 exons.